UGUCCAUUCGCCACGACCAUUCAACCAUGCGUGUCCUUUCGACCCUCGUUCUCGCAGUAACAGCCCUCCCUGCGACACUCAUCGCUGCCCAAUCUUCCACAGCCUCGUCCGCGGCCCCGACUAGCACCACAGGCAUCGACCCCUGCAUCCUCCAGUGCGUUACUCAGGCGGCCACCAGUGCGGGUUGCAAUGGCUUCACGGACCUGACAUGCGUGUGCACAUCCCAGAACUUCCAAACACAGGCUCUCUCGUGCCUCCAGAGCAACUGCCCAUCUUCUGACCUCGCUACAGCACAGCAACUCCAGCAGCAACAAUGCGCAGCAGUUUCUGCGAGUGGAUCGUCAUCCGGUGGAGCGGCUUCAACCUUGUCCAGCGUUGCAAGCUCCCUGAGCUCUGGUGCUUCUUCAGUCAUCUCGUCAUUAACUAGCCAAGCUUCAGGCCUUAGCUCAUCCCUCGGCUCCGCUGCCUCGUCUGUAGGUUCCGCUGCAACUUCCCCUGCAAACUCCAGCAGCGCAGCAGGCGAGAAAGUCCUAUUCGGCACUGCCGGUCUCGUUAGUGCAGCAGUCAGCAUGAUCGGCAUCCUCGUCGGCGCACUCGUCGUCUAGAUGAGAGAAUCCUGCAAAAUAUGGGUGGAUCUGCGGAAAAUCGGGAAGCACGUCAACCCUUGGCAUAAGGCCGGCUUCUCUUCUGGUUUCACGCGUUGCAUCGGCCCUUCUGGACCUGUGAAUUUUCGUUGAAUUUCGACGUGUUUUUGGACUUAUGACUCUCACAUACGCUUCUUCACUUUCUUCCUUCGCAUGUGACAAUUCACCUUGUGCGGUGCCGAAAUGCUUUCUUUCACUUUCCAACCGAAUUACGCCCUUCAAUUUUCUUCUGACGCUAACACUAAUCGAACGGCUCCACGUCUUGACUUUAAAAAAAUUUUGCCUGUUGUUGUCAUCGUUUUGCAUGAUUUAAUGUGUUGUGUCAUUUUGGAUGCUUUAUGUGCUGAGUAUAGUGUUGAAU
Molecule: messenger RNA, 1005 nt
Organism: Fomitiporia mediterranea MF3/22
Lineage: Eukaryota; Fungi; Basidiomycota; Agaricomycetes; Hymenochaetales; Hymenochaetaceae
Exons: 3
Coding region: 27-605 (192 amino acids)
Source: RefSeq, a predicted model, not a curated record